Messenger RNA from Myotis lucifugus (little brown bat), 3513 nucleotides. RefSeq names its product solute carrier family 2 member 7 (gene SLC2A7). Gene Ontology annotation, molecular function: hexose transmembrane transporter activity. Gene Ontology annotation, cellular component: membrane. Gene Ontology annotation, biological process: monosaccharide transmembrane transport. NCBI's taxonomy places the organism in Eukaryota, Metazoa, Chordata, Mammalia, Chiroptera, Vespertilionidae. The record is from RefSeq and is a predicted model, not a curated record. The transcript has 10 exons.
AUGGAGGUGCCCAGCCCACCCCGGGAGGGGAGGCUGCAGCCCACGCUGGUGCUGGCCACCCUGAGCGCGGGCUUCGGCUCGGCCUUCCAGUACGGCUACAACAUCGCCGUGGUCAACACGCCGCACAAGGUCUUGAAGUCAUUUUAUAACGACACCUACUACGCGCGACACGGGACGUCCAUGGACGAGAAGCACAUGCUGCUCCUGUGGUCCUGCACCGUGUCCAUGUUCCCCCUGGGCGGCCUGCUGGGCUCGCUGAUGGUCGGCGGGCUGGUGGACAAGUGUGGCCGGUGAGCGGAGGGCGCGGGGAGCAGCAGCCCCUCUGUCCCCAACCCCGAGGGCGAGGUACCGCCCUUGAGAGCAAAGUUCUGGAUGCGACGCCCCUUGGUGCCGUGUCAGCACCUGCAGCAGGUGCUCCGCAUCUCCUACAGCGCCCUCCCCAUGUACCUGGGAGAGCUGGCUCCCAAGAACCUCAGGGGCACUCUGGGCACAAUGACGGAGGUUUUUGUCAUCGUGGGAGUCUUCCUAGCGCAGAUCUUCAGCCUGCAGCCCGUCCUGGGCAAUCCUACAGGUACCCAGGCGGUGCGCGCCAAGAUCAACUACUACGCAGACAUGAUCUACGCAUCCGCCGGCAUAUCGGCCGCUCACUCCCAGUAUGUAACCGUGGGCGCCGGCGUGGUCAACAUAGUCAUGACCGGCGUUUCGGCCGGCACCGUGGAGUGGCUGGGCAGACGGCUCCUCCUGCUGGUCGGCUAUGGCAUCUGCGGCUCGGCCUGCCUGGUGCUGACGCUGGCGCUCCUCUUCCAGAUCGCGGUCCAUGGGCUGUCCUACCUCGGCGUCAUCUGCGUCUUCUCCUACAUCGCGGGACAUUCCAUUGGGCCCAGUCCCGUCCCCUCUGUGGUGAGGACUGAGAUCUUCCUGCAGUCCUCCCGGCCGGCCGCCUUCAUGGUGGACGGGGCUGUGCACUGGCUCACCAACUUCAUCGUGGGCUUCAUGUUCCCUUCCGUCCAGGAGGCCAUCGGGGCCUACAGUUUCAUCGUGUUUGCCGGAAUCUGCCUCCUCACUGCUGUUUACAUCUACGUGGUGAUUCCUGAGACCAAGGGCCAGACAUUUGUGGAGAUAAACCGAAUUUUUGCCAAGAGAAACGGAGUGGAGAUUCCAGAGCCGCGAGAAGAAACCACAGGUGUUGAGCCUCACGCGUCUCCGCCCGCGAAGGAAACUUUCCUCUGAUGGUUCUGCAGGUGCCACACCACACUCGGAGGCCAGUCCCCGAGAAAGGGACUCCCCCCAGGCCUCACGGGAGGGUCACAGCUCUGAGCUUUCUGCGCCCCCAGUGGCAACUGGAAGGCUUUGGAAAGAUCAGUCCCUGGUUUGGUGGAGGUGUGGUUAGCUUCCAGCCCUAAUUACCAGGUGGUGUGACUCCGGAGAAUGGGCAGGCCCUCCGCAUUGACUGGCAGGACUAGGUGCUCUGACUAUGGGUGUAGGGGUCAGAGACUCAUGGAAUACUGCAUGGAGGUACUUUUAUAAAGUAAAAUGUUUCAAGGUCAGCUAUUCAUAGGGAGGCCUGAAUUCCAAUCAAUGUAUUGGCUUGCGAAUGAAAGGAACUAGAGGCCAAGGCUCCGGAUUCCACUGCCGCUCACGCUCCGUGCCGUGGCUUGCACGUAUUCUGGUCAGCGUCACAGCCUGCAGGGGCAGCUGGGCAAGAGAGGUAACAGGUGUUCUUGGGCCUGUUUAGAAAAACACCUUCUCUGGGUGGGUCAGUUGACCUCUGCCUUGGAAACAGGAGAGCACUGUAUCGAAAGAUACAAAGUGCCAAAGCUCACUCAGUAGGAAAUAGACAGCCUGUGUAGUCCUACAUCCACUAAAGAAAUUGAAUCUGUGGCUAAAAACCUUCCCACAAAGAAAACCCCAGGCCCAAAUGGGUUCACUGGUGAAUUCUACCAAACAUUUAAGGAAGAAAUAAUACCAAUUUGACACAAAGUCUUCCAGAAAAUUAAAGAGGAAGGAAUACUCCUGAAUUCAUUGUAUGAAGAAGUCAUCAUUAUUCCGAUUCCAAAGCCAAACUAACGAUGUUACAAGAAAACUACAGAUUAACACCCCUCAUGAACAUAGAUACAAAUUUUACCAGAUUUUACCAUAGAUACCAGAUUUUAGCAAAUAGAACACAAUAAUAUAAGGAUAAUAAUAUAUUCUGACCAAGUGGGCUUAUUCUAGGAAUGCAAGGUUGGCUUAAUCCUCCACAAAUUUAUCUAUAGAUUCAACACGAUUAGAACCAAAAUUGCAGCAGGCCUUUUUUGGGCGGGGAGGGUAGAAAUUGACAAGCCCAUUCUACAAUUUAUGUGGAAAUGCAAAAAAACCUAAAGUAACCAAACCAACUUUGAGAAAGAUGAAGUUGGAGGACUUAUUACCUCAUGUCAAUACUCAUAUAAAACUACAGGAAUCAAAACAGCAUGGUUGGUAUAGCAGGUAGAUCAAUGGAGAACAAGAAAUAACCCAGAAAUAAACCGCCACAUCCAGAGAUAACUGAUUUUUGUCUAAAGCAAUCUGAACGGUGACAGGAUAGUAUUUCCAACAAAUGCACUGGGGUAUAAUUAUAUCCAUAUGUGGGGAAAAAGAACUUUAUCCAUACCUUACAUUAACGCAAAAUGGAUCACAGGCCUAAAUUAAGACUUAAUAAAACUUCUAGAAUAGAACAUAGGAGAUAAAUAUUUAUGAGCUUGGAUUACACAAAAAUAACACCAAAAGCACAAUUCACAAAAGAAAAUAUUGCUAAAUUGGACUUUGAUACAAUUAAGAACUUCUGCUAUUUGUAAGACACUAUUAUGAAUAUAAAAAGACAACCACAGACUGACACAUAUAUAUGCAAACCUCAUAUCUGAGAAAGACAUGUAUCUAAAUGUAUAAAUGUGUAAUGAAUAAAGAACUCUCAGAACUCAAAUAAGGAAACAACCAAUUCAAGCUUAAAAAUGGGCAAAAGAGUGGAAUAGCUACUUCACCAAAGAAGACACAUGAUGGUAAAUAAUCACAUGAAAAGAUGCUCCAUAUUUUUAGUAAUUAGGGAAAUGCAAAUUAAAACCAUGAGGAGAUACCACUACACACCCGUUAGAGUGCCUAACGUUAAAAAGACUACAUCAAGUGUUGACAAGGAUGUGGAGAAAGCAGAACUCUUGUAUUCUGCUGGCAGUAAUGUAAAAUGGUGCAGCCAAUUUCAAAAAGGUUUCCGGUCCCUUAAAAAGUGAAACGUCUACCAUGAUCCAGCAUUCCACUCCGGAGUAUUUACCCCCAUGUCCGUUCAAAGGCUUGUACCCAAGUGCUCAUAGCAGGUUUAUUUGUUAUGGCCCCAAACUGGACACACUACAAAAGUGCAUCCCCAGGUGAGUGAAUGAAUGAAUUGUGGUCGAUCCAUACAACAGCAUACUUCUUCGCAGGGCAAAGAUACGAACGACUGCCACCUGCCACAAUAUGCAGGAACCUCAAAGUCAUUCUCCUCCAGGGCACAAGACAGACCAAAAA